AUGUUUGCAGACGAGGUGAGAAGUGCAAUUGUCACAAAAGUGAAAUAUGCAAAAUAUUUUUCCGUCAUACUUGAUUGUACUCCAAAUGCAAGUAACGAAGAACAAAUGUCUCUAGUAAUACGAUGCAUGGAUAAUUCGGUAGACUCGCCGAUGGUACAAGAAUAUUGGAUUGACUUUUUGAAGGUGCAUGAUGCAUCAGGAUUUGGACUUUUCGUCGAGCUUAAAAAUGUGUUAAAGAAUCUCGAGCUUGAUAUUGAUAUUGAUAAUAUAAGAGGUCAAGGGUAUGACAAUGGAGCUAACAUGAGCGGGAGACAUAGAGGUGUACAAAAAAGGUUACUUGAAAUUAAUCCUAGAGCUUUCUAUACUCCAUGUGGUUAUCAUAGCCUUAAUCCAACAUCAUGUGAUAUGGAAAAUUGUUGUUCGAAAGCUAUGUCCUUUUUUGGAGUGAUACAGCGAAUCUACACAGUGUUCUCUUCUUCUCCCAAACAAUGGAAAUUUUUUAAAGAUAAGGUUCAAGGUCUGACACUUAAGCCAUUGUUGCAGAUACGCUGGGAAAGUCAUGUGGAAAAUGUCAAGCCUAUAAAAAAACAAUCUGUACAAGUAAGAGACACUUUACUUGACUUGGCAAACAUUGUUGAAGAUCCUAAAACAAAAACUGAAAACAUGGAUAUUAAUGAAACCAUCAAACUUUUACAAGCACUUAUUAAAUUUCUCGGAGAUUAUAGAGAAUCUGAGUUUGCUAGUGCCAUGGAUGAUGCUAAACAAAUGGCAAGUGAAAUGGGAAUUGAAGUUUAUUUAGAACAUAAUGGACAUUCAGACAUUAUAGGUGAUGAUUUUUGUUCGGAGUUGAUCGUCUUGAGGUGCUAUUUAACUAGCGAAACAAAAAGAGCAAUUGAUGUACUAUAUUACUUUAAGAAAAUGAAUAGUUGUUUUUCGAAUGUUUGCAUUGCUUACAAGAUUUUGCUCACCAUUCCAGUUACAGUUGCAACAGCAGAAAGAAGUUUUUCCAAAUUGAAAUUGAUCAAGGCUUAUAUCCGGUCAACUAUGUCAUGGCAAAUAUUGAAUGGUUUAACCAUGUUAUCAAUUGAAAAAGAAAUUGUUGAACAACUCGACUAUACAAAAUUGAUCGAUAUUUUUGCCUCAAAAACUGCAAAACAAGUUUUGUGGAAUCUUUUCCCAUGUCUAGUGAGGCGAUCAUGGUGCUAUGGUGGUGAUGUAGUUGCUAUGGUGUGUUCAGAUGUUGUGGUAAUGUUGGUGAUCUGGUUUGGCGGUAAUAAUGUUGGUGUUGGUGAUUGUGGCUAUGUGGUGGUCAUGAGUAGGAUGGAGUGGGGUAUUUGUAAUCAAUAA
This is a messenger RNA of Olea europaea var. sylvestris, 1347 nucleotides long. RefSeq lists its product as uncharacterized. Gene Ontology annotation, molecular function: protein dimerization activity. NCBI's taxonomy places the organism in Eukaryota, Viridiplantae, Streptophyta, Magnoliopsida, Lamiales, Oleaceae. Bases 1 to 1347 code for a protein of 448 amino acids. The transcript has 6 exons. The record is from RefSeq and is a predicted model, not a curated record.